Amorphotheca resinae ATCC 22711 is the source of this 616-nucleotide messenger RNA. RefSeq lists its product as hypothetical. Lineage: Eukaryota; Fungi; Ascomycota; Leotiomycetes; Helotiales; Amorphothecaceae. The record is from RefSeq and is a predicted model, not a curated record. The transcript has a single exon. Bases 53 to 481 code for a protein of 142 amino acids.
CGGUCGUCAUCGUGGGCAUCCUUACUUAUCCAUUGUCGUCGUGGUAUUCGGUAUGUAUGCAUCUCGCUCUCUCUCUGUCUCCGUCUCCCUCCUCUCCCAUCCUCUCUUCCUUCUCCCUCUUCCCUACCACUCCCUCUCUCCCUCCAUCUCUCUCUCUUCAGUCGUCGUAGUGCAGAGGAAUCCCAUCCCUUCAAAACACCACCCCCCCCCCGGUCAUUCUAGCAUCAACUUGCUCCGUAGCAAAGCCUCCGUGCUCAAAGACAAGACAAGACAAGACGCCCUACUUCCGCCGCUCCCCUGCUCCUUUCCUUGUUCCUUGCUCCCUGCUCAACCUCCACCCGCCAAACCACCCUUGACCCUGGCUGUUUCUCCCACCACAACUCUGCUGGAGGAGGCUGUCGCAGUAGUUUACUACUACUUACUGUACAGACACCGUAUACGGUUACUAACAGCUCUGAUUACUCCUCCGCGCACUGCCUAGUAGUUACAGCACGCUCUCUCGUGGGCAGGCCGGGCAGGCCGGGUCCGUGGUCUGGUUAUUCCUGGACUCCCUUGGCUCUUGGGCCUUGACGGUUGCUCCUCGUCACGCUCUGUCCUGCGCUGCGUCUUGUCUGUG